Molecule: messenger RNA, 3273 nt
Organism: Syngnathus acus (greater pipefish)
Lineage: Eukaryota; Metazoa; Chordata; Actinopteri; Syngnathiformes; Syngnathidae
Gene: slc16a6b
Product: solute carrier family 16 member 6b
Exons: 6
Coding region: 291-1934 (547 amino acids)
Biological process (GO): monocarboxylic acid transport; transmembrane transport
Molecular function (GO): monocarboxylic acid transmembrane transporter activity
Source: RefSeq, a predicted model, not a curated record
UACCAGCUUGAGCCGGUAAAGAGCUGCCAAAACAGGCAGUGAGUGCCUGCCUGCCUGACCGGCGACUGGAGAUGCGGACGAAAAGAUGCUGCCGCUUCCGCCACCGCCGCCGCAUUUGACCAUCAGAUCCAAUUCUUAACAUGUCUCACCUGGAGUGACAAAAGCUCGAGUACGACUCCUCAUUUUCGACUCGAGCCAGAAAGCGAUGAGGAAGAUUCUGUGUUAGUUUCCCCCAGCCGGGUACAGUUCAUCUAUUCAACUAGUACUCAUCCGGUCACCUCACAGCCGUCAUGUUGGGUUCCAGCUGCCAUGGUUUCCUGGGUCCGAAUGUCUACAAAGAGGUGCCCGAAGGUGGCUGGGGCUGGGCUGUUGCUGUCACCUUCUUUGUAGUAGAGAUCUGCACCUAUGGGACCCUCAAGAGCUUGGGGAUCUUCCUCCAGGAUUUGAUGAAAGAGUUUAAUGAGAGCAACACUCGGGUGUCAUGGGUCAUUUCUAUCUCCGUCUUCAUUUUCACUUUUACUGCCCCUCUGUCCACCAUGUUGAGCAACCGCUUUGGCCACCGCCCCGUCGUAAUGAUUGGGGGCUUUCUCGUCAGCUUAGGCACCAUCGCCUCCGCCUUCACCAACUCCAUCAAUGAGAUGUACAUCACCGUUGGCGUAGUCUCAGGCUUCGGCUACUGUCUUACCUUCCUCCCCACCGUCACACUUCUUGCCCAGUACUUCUCCAGGCGGCGAGCCUUCAUUACCUCUGCUGCUUCUUCCGGAGAAUCUUUUGCCAUCUUUGCAUUUGCCCCAGCCUUCAUGAAACUCAAGCAGCACAUUGGAUGGCGCCACUGUCUCAUUGUCCUUGGGAUUUUCCAAUCCUGUGUAAUUGGUUGUGGCCUUCUUCUUCGUCCAAUCAUCAUCCAGCCAGAGCUUGAAAAGGAGGACAUUGAAAUGGUCGAGCCACUCUCUUUGGAACAACUGCAGGAUGUUUAUGAGCUAGAAAAUGAGCAAACCAGAACCUCCAUCAGUUCAGGAGUUUCCCAGAGUUCGGAGGAUUCGGGUGUCACUUCGCUUUCUACUUCAAAUGCGGAUUUGGGGGAGGCAGGAGCUGAAAUCAAGGCAGAGUGGGAGCUCCAGGACCAAGAGGGCCAGGAACUGUCAUUGUCCACUCCCCCUUCCCCAUUCAAGGUGGAUUCUGAACCAGAAGUGUCAGUGUCAGGGCCUUCUCAAGCACCCCGGACCAAACUGCUGGACUUCUCUAUCCUGAAAGACGGUGCCUUCAUUUGCUACUCACUCUUCGGCCUGUUUGCCACUCUGGGUUUUUUUGCUCCUCAGCUUUACAUCGUUGAACUGAGUAAAAGCCAUGGCGUGGAGCCCAACAUGGCGUCCUACAUGCUCUCUGUCAUGGCAGUGGCUGAGAUCUUUGGCCGUCUGUCCAUUGGCGUGUUGCUGAACAAAAUCCCUUGCAGAAAGACACUGGUGCUGCUGUGGUGUGUUGUUUUUCUAUGUCUGGUGCUGGUGGCCUUCACCAUUGUUUGGGAAUUUUGGGGCCUGGCUGUCUGCUGCGCCAUCUACGGGUACUUCCUGGGCACGGUGGGCUCCACGCACAUCCCCAUGCUGGCUGAGGAGGACGUAGUAGGCAUUGAUAGAAUGCCGACAUCUGUGGGAGUGUACGUCUUUAUUCAGAGCUUUGCUGGGCUUGCCGGACCACCUGUAGGAGGUGCGUUGGUGGAUAUCACAGGUAAUUACGGUUCGGCCUUCUAUUCCUGUGCUGUCGGGAUGGGGCUCAGUGCCAUCUGCCUGGCUCUACUUGGUCCAGUCAAGUCUGGCAUGUGCCAAAAACGGAAAAGUCAUCUUGUGAAGGAAGAGGAGAAACCUUUCCAGGACAACGAGCUGCAGGACUUUUUGGAGGUUGACUUGGGAGUGGAGGGCAGCCCUAUCAAGAAGUAGAUGGCGGAAGACAACAUUUGUGUCAUAGAAGAGCCUCAACAGAUUUAUGAAAAAUAUAAAUCCGACACACAGCAGAAGACCACCCCCCCCCCCCCCCCCCCAAUUUUCCUCACCUUUUUUUGCUGCUGCUGCUCCUUUCCAAACUCAGGUGUCGCACUUUCUGACAAGCUUGAAGCUCACUCCUUAAGGAGACCAAAGACAGCCAUGUUGAGCACAUGGUUUUAAACCUUAGUGGACACAUCGCCAUCUCUGCUCAUAAACGAUUUUCAUCAACUUCUGUAAGUCCCACCGGAAAGAUAUUUAUAUAGCGCCAAAUCACAACAGAAGUUGUCUCAGGGCACUUUCAUCACGCUGUAGGUCUCAAACCACACUCAUGAAGAGACCACCUCAAUCCCGCAUGACCAAGCAAGACUGCAAAUCUGCCCUGCACGGACGCACGAUCUCCUUGCUCAUGUUAAGGCAUGCAACCUGUCUGCAUGACGCUUCUCAUCACGACUCAGAUGGUGGUGCAGAAAAUACUGGAGAAUAGAAACAGCACCUCAGGCCUUGUAUUAUUUUAGCUGCCUGAGUGCAUAUGACGCAAUCAGAAUACAAAAACUGAAAUGACGUCUUGUGUUAAAUGUAUUCCACUUCUUCAAGUUCCAGCAAUAUUACGUAACUUAUUUAUUCAUUGAAUCAGGGAGCUCCCGCUCGUCGAGUGUCGUUUUCAUGAUUUCGCCCAAGCCUUACAAACUUCAUCACCUUAAUUCUUGUUUUGGCUAAAGGCAUUGAUUUUAUCUACUUUUUUUGAUCCUAUUUAUUUCCUUUAGAAUUACCUUGUGUUACACAACAGCAUACGUAUUGAAAUAAAUACGUAUAAAAAUGAUGAUCUGAAAUAUCAGUGUUUAAAAUACAGUGGGGGGGCGUUGUCAAAAUAGCUUGUUGGUGGUUUAUCACCACUCGCAAGAAUUCUUGGGGGUGAUUUUUGUUUUCUUCAAUGUAUUUCAAUGUCCGUCACUUAUCCACAGAUUUUUGUUUUUCAAGGCUGAUCUCUCUGUAUCGCGAAUACCCGGGGUCCACUGGAAUAGAGACCUAAAUGCACUGGUACAUAUUGAAUGAGAUGGCCAUGCAUGUUCUAUUAUGCAAAUGUGUGAAAGAUGUUUCUGCCAGGACAAAGAUGAUGCCCCUCCAUUCUCAUGGCAGUCUUGUGUGGUCUUCACUUAAAGUUUAGUUCUGUGGUUUGCUGUUUACUUUUUAUUUAUACAUUUUACAAUGAUCGUUUCUUUGUCUUUAGUGCCAGUAUUUUUUUUUUUAUCAAACACGGCAGCCAGCUGCCAGUUAUUAUUGAUGUCCUUUUUUU